This is a messenger RNA of Spirodela intermedia, 2202 nucleotides long. NCBI's taxonomy places the organism in Eukaryota, Viridiplantae, Streptophyta, Magnoliopsida, Alismatales, Araceae. The record is from the annotation of a GenBank genome assembly.
AUGCUCCUCCCCUCCUCCUCCGGCGGCGGCAGCGGCGCCGCCGCCGCCGCCUUCAAGACCUACUUGCAGACCUGCGCCACCCUGCUGGACAAGUGCCUCGCCGGCGGCUCCCUCGCCGGUGGGCAGGCCAUCCACGCCCACGCCAUCAAAACCGGCAUCUCCUCCCUCCGCCCCCUUCCGGCCAAGUUCCUGACCAUCUACUCCGCAGCCGGGGGCGCCGGCGACUGCGCCGCCGCCCUCCGGGAGAGCUGCCUCAGCAGUGGCGGCUUCGACCUCCUCUCCUGGAACGUCACCAUCGCCGCCUGGGUGAGGAACGGGGAGCUCGCCGCCGCCCGCCGCCUGUUCGACGCCAUGCCCGAGAGGAACGACAUCUCCUGGACCCUGAUGAUCGACGGCUCCAUGAAGUCCGGCAAGGUCUCCGACGGCGUCGCCUUCCUCCGGGGAUGCCCUUCUCCGACGGUGGUCUCAUGGACGGCGGCGAUGGCGGGGCUCGUCCAGAACGGGCACCCCUUCCAUGCCCUCGAGCUCUUCCACGGUAUGCUCAUGGCCGGCGUGGCGCCGAACGAGAUCACCUUCACCGCUGCCGUCAGGGCCUCCAUCGCCGCCGGCAGGUUCGACCUGGGGAGGAACAUCGUCGGCUCCAUCGUCAAAACCGGGUACGAGAGCUUCCUCUCCAUCUCCAACUCCCUGAUCACCCUGCACACCAGGAUGAAGGAUCUCGCCUCCGCGAGGCAGAUUUUCGAUCGAAUGAAGACGAAGGACGUGGUCUCCUGGACCGCCAUGCUCGACCUCUACUUCCAGGAAGGAGAUUUAAGAGGCGCCCGCAAAGCGUUCGACGAAAUGCCCCACAAGAACGAGGUCUCAUGGAGCUUGAUGGUGGCGAGGCAUAACCAGGCGGGGCAGGCCAUGGAAGCUCUCAAGCUCUUCGAACGCAUGUUCUGCGCCGGUCUCCGCCCCACUCUGUCGUCUCUCUCCGCCGCCAUCAGCGCCGCCGGCGGGAAUGAGGCUCUGCUUUUGGGGAGCACCCUCCAUGGUUGCUCCAUCAAGCUCGGGAUCGACGACAGCGACUUCAUCUCGAGCUCCCUGAUCGACAUGUACUGCAAGUGCGGGAGGCCCGAGGAAGGGCGCCGCGUCUUCGACGUCGCACCGGAGAAGAAGAACUUGAUUUGCUGGAACGCCAUGGUUUCCGGGUACUGCAGGAACGGGAGCUUCCCUGAUGCCAUGGAGCUGUUCGAGAGAAUGCCGCAGAGAAACAGAGCUUCCUGGAAUGGCCUGAUUUCAGGGCUUAUCUUAGGCGAGGCGUACGACGAGGCGGUAGAGCUCUUUAGGGAGAUGCUAGCGUCGGGGGAGGCCCCCAGCGCGUUGACUUUAUCGAGCGUUCUCCGUGGUUGUGCGGGAUCUUCGGCGUUGGAGAAGGGGAGGGCCGUCCACUGCUUGGUCGCCAAGCUGGGCCUGCAAGAUGAUCUCUUCAUGGGCACGGCGUUGACCGACAUGUACGCCAAGUCCGGGGACAUUGCUAACUCCAAGAGGGUCUUCUCCCUGAUGGGGGAGAAGAACGAGGCCUCGUGGAGCGCCGCCAUCCAUGGCUUCGCUGCCAAUGGGCUCGCAGAGGAGGCGCUUCUUCUCUUCGAGGACGCGGUGGAGGCGAUGGAGGUCCCCACAGGGAGCCUGUUCCUGUCGGUGCUUUCUGCUUGUGCUCAUGGUGGGCUGGUGGAGAAAGGGCUCCGCUACUUUGGGCUGAUGAGGGCGCACGGCCUGGUGCCAGCGGAGAAGCACUAUGCUUGCCUGGUUGACUUGCUGGCACGGGCUGGGAGGCUGCGUGUGGCGGAGAGGCUCGCCGGCAAGGGGGGAGCUGGUGCUUGGGCAGCGCUGCUGAGCGCCUGCCGGGGGCGGGUGGAGGAGGAGGUGGUGGCGGAGAGGGCGGCUGUGAGGUUGAGGGAGAUGGAGGAGGGUGAUCCCCGGAGCUAUGUCCUGCUCUCCAGUGUAUACGCUGGUGUUGGCAGGUGGGAGGAUGCAGAGAGGGUGAGGGCUUUAAUGGGUCCAGCCGGGGUGAGGAAGGGCAAAGGUUGUAGUUGGGUUGUGGGGAAAGGAAGGCGGUCCCAUAGGUUCGUCUGUGGGGAUGUUUCUCACGAGAGGGGACAUGAGAUAUAUGAGAUGUUGGAGCUCUUAAUGUCAGAGAUGAGCCCCUGUUUAGUGGCUUAG